Messenger RNA from Vespula vulgaris, 1764 nucleotides. RefSeq names its product protein phosphatase inhibitor 2-like. The transcript has 4 exons. The record is from RefSeq and is a predicted model, not a curated record. Gene Ontology annotation, biological process: regulation of signal transduction. Gene Ontology annotation, molecular function: protein phosphatase inhibitor activity. Lineage: Eukaryota; Metazoa; Arthropoda; Insecta; Hymenoptera; Vespidae. Bases 179 to 736 code for a protein of 185 amino acids.
GUAAAACUAUUAUAUAUUUUAAUCACGGUAGAAUGACGAUAAAGCAGAAACAGUUCUAGUAUUUGUGCGUGUAUAUGCGGUGUAUACGGAGUGAGGUUAUUUGGUGCGAAUCAAAUUUCAAAGUGACUAUGCCGAUUAUGCGAAAAAUACCGUAAGUGAUUAUUUCUAUUCAAAAAUAAUGGCAGAAAAUCUGUCCAAACGGCCUUCCAAAGGAAUCUUGAAAACGUCCAGUAGCUUCGAUAAUCCAGAAGCGCCUAGACCAAAUAAAGAAACAAAAUGGGAUGAAAUGAAUAUUAUUGCAACUCUUCAUCCGCCUGAAAAAGAUUAUGGCCAUAUGAAAAUAGAUGAACCUAAAACCCCAUAUAAUUAUGAAGGCCUUGGCAGUGAACAUGAAUUCGAUGAAUUAGACUCUGUUGCCAUUGCGGCUAAAUUAGCUGAAGGUACUAAAGCAAAAGUUUUCGAAGAGCAAAGUGAAGAAGAUGAGGAUGAAGAGGAUGAAGAAACACCAGAGGAAAGAGAAAAAAGGAAAGCAUUUGAAGCAAAAAGAAAAGGUCAUUAUCGCGAAUGGCAUGCUGUUCAAUUAGCACGUAAACAGCUUUUGGAACAAGAUGAAGAUGAAGACGAGGAGGAUGAAGUGGAAAAUAAAAUUGACAGUGACACAUCAUCGGGAGAAGAGAGUGCAUUUAAAACACGUUUUAAAUGCAUGCCGUCCUGUAAGAGAAGGGAAAACAAAUAAAUAAUAAACAAGUCUUUAGUAAUCCAAUUUUAUAUCAUAGAUAGUUCUAUGUCAUCAUUUGUAAAUAAAUAUAACAGACUUUUAUAAUUUCUUAGUUUCAGUAUGUUACUGAUUAGUUACAUCUUUUAAUUUAUAUUAAAAUUCUAUUAAGACUCAUUAUUAUUUGAUAACUCUUUACAUAUUUGUUUUAUAUUAAUUAUAUUUGUAUGUGUAUAUAUAUAUAUAUAUAUAUAUAUAUAUAUAUAUAUAUAUUUCAGUGUAUGACUACUAUUAUAAAUUAGGCAUUUUCAUGGUAAUAAUUUUGUAUAUAUGUACAAUUGAAAUUAUAAUUUGAAUUGCCAUGCAUUUAAAAGGACUCAUAUUUAUUAGAAUAUUAUAUUUUUGGUUUUUUUUUAUGUUACUGUGCAUAAUAGAAAUAAUAUAACAUUGCAUCAUUGUAAUUAAAUUACAUUUAACAACCAUUACCAACCUCGUGUCAAGAUUAGUACAAAUUUACGUGUGCAGUAUUGAAUAGAAAGGAAUACACAAAUUUUGAGAAGAAUGCAGUUAAACUUAAUCAAGUAUUCCAUACUAUAAUGAUUAUAAUCGUUCUUAUAUAUACUAAAUAGACAUAAGCCAUUGAAUGUAACAAUGGACUGAAAUAUGUAAUUAGAAGUAACGUAUUAAACGUAGCAUAGCUUAAAAAAAGGUAUAUGAUUGUGACUAAUCAAAGAAAGUGUAUGCAUAUAUAUUAGAGUUGCCAUUCCUUUUGAAGUCAAAUAACAAUAUAUUGUACAAUAUAUCCGUCUGAUAAUUAGAUACAUUUUUAUUACAGUGAUAGAAAUCAAUAAAGAUUCUGAUAAUAUAUCUUUUACAUUAGAUUUUAAUUAUUUCCAUAAACGAAAGUGAAUUUGAUGAAAGUUGCGCGGAACUAUUACAAAUAAACUUUAAGCUAUUUUCUAGUAUGCUUAUUAACUAUAUUAAUAAUUGCCAUGCAUAGGAAACAAAAGAUGUAUUAUCCAAAGAUAAAUAAAUUAAUUAUCAAUUAA